UCCAACCCGCCCCUCUGAGCAGGCGGUGCCUGCGCAUGCGCGCAUGUGAGGAGCCCGUCCUGCUACACAUAGGGAUGAGACGGUUGUGCCUCUCUACUACUGAAAGGAUAAACUCCGCACUGUGCCUGUGUCUGAUAGCAACGUGAGCGUUUAAUCCAGAUCUGCGACUUAAGAAGAGAGCUCGGUACGUUGCCUUGUGCUUUCCUGUCACCUCUGUGCUGCUGAGGCCAACGUCAGUUGGCCCUUGUCUCUGCUUGCCUCGUCUGGAAUCCGCCAUGGCCGAAGACUCUCAAAGAAACUUCCGCUCCGUCUAUUAUGAAAAAGUGGGGUUUCGUGGAGUUGAAGAAAAGAAGUCACUGGAAAUUUUGUUAAAAGAUGACCGAUUGGAUAUUGAGAAGCUUUGCACCUUCAGUCAGAGGUUCCCUCUCCCAUCCAUGUAUCGUAUACUGGUGUGGAAGGUUCUUUUAGGAAUUAUUCCUCCUCACCAUAAAUCUCAUGCUCUGGUGAUGAACUACCGGAAGGAGCAGUACUGGGAUAUCCACCAUGCUCUUCAUGUAAUUCGUUUUAUCAAUGACUCUACCCCACAGGUAGAUGUUUUCCUCCGCAUACAUCAACUGGAAUCAGGCAAAUUGCCUCGAAACUUGGCUUAUCCUUUGGAACCAGAAGAUGAAGUGUUUCUUGCAAUUGCUAAGGCAAUGGAGGAAAUGGUGGAGGAUCCUAUAGAAUGCUAUUGGCUUGUCAGUUGCUUUGUGAAUCAGCUUAACAGCAAGCACAAAGAUUCAUUACAACAACUACCAAAAAUUCUGGAGCAGUAUUUAAACAUUGAAGACAGUAGGCUUCUGAUGCAUCUGAAGGCAUGUGCUGCGAUGAGCAAGCUCCCUUAUGAUCUCUGGUUUAAGAAGUGUUUUGCAGGCUGUUUACCUGAGUCCAGUUUACAGAGGGUUUGGGACAAAGUUAUUAGUGGAUCCUGCAAAAUUCUCGUGUUUGUUGCUUUGGAGAUAUUGUUAACCUUUAAAAUGAAGAUAAUCGCGCUGACCACUGCAGAAAAGAUCACCCAGUUUUUGGAAAAUAUUCCUCAAGAUAACACUGAUGCUAUUGUCAGCAAAGCUGUAGAUCUGUGGCGCACACACUGUGGGACUCCAGCACACUCUGUCUGACAACUUUCCCCACUUACAACAGCUUGGAAAAAAAAAGCAUUUAAAAAGUUUCCUCUUGCUGUUCUUCCCUCUUUGUGGUGUAAUGUUCUUCCUUUCCUCUCCAAUUCGAAGAUGCUAUUAAAGCAUUUCACGGCAUAGCGCUCAAUGUUUUUCAAUAAAUAUGAAUGGAGUGAAAAUA
Molecule: messenger RNA, 1335 nt
Organism: Lagopus leucura (white-tailed ptarmigan)
Lineage: Eukaryota; Metazoa; Chordata; Aves; Galliformes; Phasianidae
Product: TBC1 domain family member 7-like
Exons: 9
Coding region: 276-1157 (293 amino acids)
Biological process (GO): activation of GTPase activity; negative regulation of TOR signaling
Molecular function (GO): GTPase activator activity
Source: RefSeq, a predicted model, not a curated record